Messenger RNA from Oncorhynchus gorbuscha (pink salmon), 3884 nucleotides. Its product is annotated as CWF19-like protein 1. Gene Ontology annotation, molecular function: RNA lariat debranching enzyme activator activity. Gene Ontology annotation, biological process: mRNA splicing, via spliceosome. The record is from RefSeq and is a predicted model, not a curated record. The coding region runs from base 503 to 2116 and encodes 537 amino acids. Gene Ontology annotation, cellular component: post-mRNA release spliceosomal complex. The transcript is spliced from 16 exons. NCBI's taxonomy places the organism in Eukaryota, Metazoa, Chordata, Actinopteri, Salmoniformes, Salmonidae.
AGCUUGUUGUGAAUACCAUGUAGCUUGUUGUGAAUACCAUGUAGCUUGUUGUGAAUACCAUGUAGCUUGUUGUGAAUACCAUGUAGCUUGUUGUGAAUACCAUGUGGGGUUGCUAGCUCAGUAAAUGCGUUUAGCCCCUGAUCAGUGCAUGAGAGGAGAAGAGACCAGUGAAGAAAGCCAACUAGCUAACGUUACUAUGAAUGAGAUGCACCCAGUCAUGGUGGUCCUUGCACUAAGUAUUCAGGCAGGAUGUUUGUGCUGUUUAACGGCUGUUCUCUGCCACAACGUUACAUGAUGACAUUACAGACCGACUUUGAGCGGUUUCCGGGGCGCUGUGCGUGUAACUAACGUCAGUCAUAGCACAUACUGUUCACUAGCUUGCACGUCAGCUUACUGAUGGGGAGGUUUAUUUUGUCCGCAACAAAGGGGGAGGAAUAUUAUCGACGCACAGCGUCUCCAGCUGCCUGCCCAGACUACACAACAAGAGUCUACUUUAGCCGUAAUGGGGGAGAAACCGUUGAAGAUCCUCGCAUGUGGUGAUGUAGAAGGAAGCAUUAAUGCUGUGUUUAACCGCGUCCGGACCAUCCAGAAGAAGAGCGGGCAGUUUGAUCUGCUGCUGUGUGUAGGAAACUUCUUCGGUUCGUCUCCAGGAGCUCAGGCUGAAUGGCAGGAGUACAAAUCUGGAGCAAAGAAAGCUCCCAUCCACACCUACAUCCUGGGAGCAGCCAGCCAGGAAACCCUCCGCUUCUUCCCCAGUGCUGACGGCUGUGAGCUGGCAGACAACAUCACCUACCUGGGUCGUCGUGGUGUUUUCACUGGGGCGUCAGGCCUGCAGAUAGCAUAUGUGAGUGGUCGUGAGGGGCAGCAGGAUCCGACUCCAGCUCACUGCUUCUCUCCUAAAGACCUCACUCAGCUGGUGGAGCCACUGAUUAGCAACAACCAGUUCAGAGGAGUGGACAUCCUGCUGACAUCACAGUGGCCCCGCGGAGUCUGGCAGUACGCCAACAGCCCCGAAGUCAACACUAAGUUCUGUGGAACGACCUCCAUCUCCCACCUGGCUUACAAGCUGAAGCCUCGCUACCACUUUGCUGCGGUAGAAGGAGUUCACUAUGAGAGACUACCUUACAGGAAUCAUGUUGUUCUUCAGGAGAAUACUCAGCACGUCAGCAGAUUUAUCGCCCUGGCAACCGUCAACAACCCAGAGAAGAGAAAGUAUCUGUAUGCCUUCAACAUUAUCCCGAUGAAAAGCAUGGAGGCAUCAGAACUGGUCAAGCAGCCUCAGGAUGUCACUGAGAGCCCUUACAGCAGGAUGGUUAGAGAGAACACUCUAUCUGACCCUACUGUCCAGCCGGCAUCUCAGUUCUUCUUUGACCUGGGGAAGAAGCAGCGUGGAGGGGGGCGUGACCGGCAGAGUCAGAGACUGCCCUUUGAUCUAGACAGGCCUAAACAACCCCGCAGACCCCCUCAGCCCAGCGGUCCCUGUUGGUUCUGUCUGGCCAGCCCUCAGGUAGAGAAACACCUGGUCAUCAGCAUUGGGACACAUUGCUACCUGGCCCUUGCUAAGGGCAGUCUAACCCCUCAGCAUGUGUUGGUACUGCCCAUCGGCCACUACCAGUCAGUAGUGGAACUGAGCUCUGAGGUGGUCAAAGAACUGGACCGAUACAAGAUGGCUGUCAGGACCUUCUAUAAGAGCAAAGGACAGCGCUGUGUUCUGUUUGAGAGGAACUACCACAGCCAACACCUACAGAUCCAGGUAGUACCAGUACCAGAGGAUAAGUGUACCACUGAAGAUAUUAAAGAAGCCUUCAUGCUGCAGGCGCAGGAACAGAACAUGGAGCUGAUGGAGAUACCACAACACACUGACCUCAAACAGAUUGCUCCUCCAGGGACACCGUACUUCUACGUAGAGCUGGACUCUGGAGAGAAACUCUUCUACCGCAUUCAGAAAAACUUCCCUCUGCAGUUUGGCAGGGAGGUGUUGGCCAGCGAGGCGUUGCUGAACAUCCCGGAGAGGGCCGACUGGAGAGAGUGUAAACAGACCCCAGAGGAGGAGGAGGAUCUGAGCAAACAACUACGAAACGACUUCCAACCAUACGACUUUGCACUGGAAGACUGAACCCCGACACACACUGUACCGUACAGGAGAGGUGUAAUGGUACACGUUUUCAUACUGAACCAUUGGGUACGGGGACUUCUGGAUGAACAACACCAGUCCCUAUAGUCUGUGCUGUGUUGUAGGCCUAUGUCUGCAGUAAAUCUGAACAUUUCAGUCUAUUCCGUUGAAACAACUAGAGCCCAUGUGCACGUUGUAAUCAAUAUUCAAAUCUUAAUUGGCGCAUUUCAAAAACCGUCCUUUUGUGAGGCGCAGCCGGGAAAUAGUUCUGUACGAUGGUGAUUGGUCAAACCAUAACCGGAGGAUCCUCCAUCGUUCAAAUCUCCAGUUUGGGAACAUCUGGUCAUGAAAGUAGAUUAUCACGGUGAUGGACAGAGUUCUGGAUAAAGCGUUAACAGUAUGUCUCCACGCAGAAGGAGAAUAGCUGCUGCCAACACCUCCUACAUGUUGACACCCACAUCACCCCAGUAUAGUGUAGCAUGACGGAGCACCUCCUACAUGUUGACACCCACAUCACCCCAGUAUAGUGUAGCUUGACGGAGCACCUCCUACAUGUUGACACCCACAUCACCCCAGUAUAGUGUAGCUUGACGGAGCACCUCCUACAUGUUGACACCCACAUCACCCCAGUAUAGUGUAGCAUGACGGAGCACCUCCUACAUGUUGACACCCACAUCACCCCAGUAUAGUGUAGCAUGACGGAGCACCUCCUACAUGUUGACACCCACAUCACCCCAGUAUAGUGUAGCAUGACGGAGCACCUCCAUGACACCCACAUCACCCCAGUAUAGUGUAGCAUGACGGAGCACCUCCUACAUGUUGACACCCACAUCACCCCAGUAUAGUGUAGCGUGACGGAGCACCUCCUACAUGUUGACACCCACAUCACCCCAGUAUAGUGUAGCAUGACGGAGCACCUCCUACAUGUUGACACCCACAUCACCCCAGUAUAGUGUAGCAUGACGGAGCACCUCCUACAUGUUGACACCCACAUCACCCCAGUAUAGUGUAGCGUGACGGAGCACCUCCUACAUGUUGACACCCACAUCACCCCAGUAUAGUGUAGCUUGACGGAGCACCUCCUACAUGUUGACACCCACAUCACCCCAGUAUAGUGUAGCGUGACGGAGCACCUCCUACAUGUUGACACCCACAUCACCCCAGUAUAGUGUAGCUUGACGGAGCACCUCCUACAUGUUGACACCCACAUCACCCCAGUAUAGUGUAGCGUGACGGAGCACCUCCAUGACACCCACAUCACCCCAGUAUAGUGUAGCGUGACGGAGCACCUCCUACAUGUUGACACCCACAUCACCCCAGUUUUGUGUAGCAUGACGGAGCACCUCCUACAUGUUGACACCCACAUCACCCCAGUAUAGUGUAGCUUGACGGAGCACCUCCUACAUGUUGACACCCACAUCACCCCAGUAUAGUGUAGCAUGACGGAGCACCUCCUACAUGUUGACACCCACAUCACCCCAGUAUAGUGUAGCAUGACGGAGCACCUCCUACAUGUUGACACCCACAUCACCCCAGUAUAGUGUAGCUUGACGGAGCACCUCCUACAUGUUGACACCCACAUCACCCCAGUAUAGUGUAGCAUGACGGAGCACCUCCUACAUGUUGACACCCACAUCACCCCAGUAUAGUGUAGCAUGACGGAGCACCUCCUACAUGUUGACACCCACAUCACCCCAGUAUAGUGUAGCAUGACGGAGCACCUCCUACAUGUUGACACCCACAUCACCCCAGUAUAGUGUAGCGUGACGGA